Molecule: messenger RNA, 696 nt
Organism: Branchiostoma floridae (Florida lancelet)
Lineage: Eukaryota; Metazoa; Chordata; Leptocardii; Amphioxiformes; Branchiostomatidae
Exons: 5
Coding region: 1-540 (179 amino acids)
Source: RefSeq, a predicted model, not a curated record
AUGUUUAUAACGGUACGGUACGGAGAAAACAAGUCUGAAAUCUUCAACCCCAAAUGUCGAGUACUGCUUCUGCUCAAGGCCAUUAGGGACAAAUGUGGUUGUGAGCAUGGAGACACGAUUGAUCUUGCCGAUGAGACGGGAGAGGUGAUGGAGCUGGCCAACCACCCCGGGGACUACGCCUCCAACUACCUGCACGAGCGCGCCACUUUCAUCCUCAUUAAAGUAGAAAAAGAGUGUGAAGGGAGUGAGGAGGAUGUACGUUACCUGCCGCUGUUUAAGGGCACCGGCUUGAGCAAGACGUUUCUCGCACGGUUAAACAGGCGCAGAAGCCGGAUCUCCGACUUGGUUGACAUGGUUAGUGAACGGCGGACCAGCCACAGCAGCCGCCUUCUCUCCAGGACUUCCAGUAGACGACUGUCCGUACCCGUCAUCAAGUCAACACCCAAGUCACCUAACAAGGGCGCCUCCUCGCGGACAGGAGGCGUCCCUACAGCCCCGGUGAAACGGGAUUUGGUCACAGGACUGAAGAAAAGUUCUUAACAGGCGUAGCUUGUUGGGAAAAGGCCGAAUUUGUCGUUUUAUUUCUACCCCGGUAGAUACGAACGCACUCACCUUCUGUGGUAGAAUUCUUGCCUCUGCUUUAAAAGCAGUCUAGAUGUACUUCAACAUGUUAAUGUGCAGUAGUAAGUUUCAAUA